AUGGAGGAUACGAUAAAGAAAGCCAAGAUUCCUGAAGGUGAGAGUAAGUUCAUGAAAUUGGAAGGUCGCGCGCCGAUAGCUUCGGAUAUGGUCGUCAUCGAGACCGAAGAGCCAACCAAUUUCCACUCGCUUCCGCGAAUUCCCGAGUGGAAUGAAGAAACGAUCCCGCGCCCGGAGAAUCCGGUGCAAGAAAGCGACGACGGAGGAUUUCAACACGAGGACGGUGAAUACGUGCACGUGCACGAAAAUUUAAGCCAUGAGGACGGCAGUGCGAGCAACGGUGAUCUCUCGAGCUCUUCUUUACGAAUGAAGCAGGCAUUCAAGGCGUCCCUCAAGUUAGAUUCAAGCGACGGCGUAUUUAAAUUCGACAGAUUGCAAAUAGAACAACUUCGAGUGGAUUCAACUGGACGCUUGACGAAGCUGACAAUUGAGAAGCACAAAAUUUCGCACAUGCUUCGGGUUCCUAUUCGAGAUUUAAGAGUACUCGAACCGGCGAUGAGCUCGUCCUACUCGACAUCCAUUUGGUGUCGUGAAAGAUCCAUCGUCGUCAACUUGGAGCAGAUUAAAAUCUUAAUCACGGCCGAGGAAGUCAUCUGCCCAGAUUCGAGGAAUUCCGCCGUGGUCGAGCGAUACAUUCCCGAGUUACAGCGUCGAUUACAAAGGCGGAUCAAAAUGAAAGAGUCUUCUCAAAAAGAAGACAAGGUGAAGAAGAAUAUGCCGGAAACGUUUUCCAGUUUCGCUCUGAACGAAGCCGCAGAGAAGAGUAAUAAAGAGAAAGAACAUCACGAACGCAAGCCUUCGAAUAGCGGAGGUUACACGUCUUUUGACGAAGAAGAGAUGAAAGGUCACGAAGGUGGCCACCAUCGCACGUCGUUCGAUACCUUUGGCGGACCCACGCCGGAAGGCUCGGAGUUUUCCUCCGAAGGUGGUUCGGACGAGACGUUGCCGUUUGAAUUGAUUGCGCUCGAAAUCGCUUUAGAGAUGGUAUGUAACGCGCUCGAAGUCGAAUCCGAUAAAGUCGAACGCGAAGGUAAACCGCAAUUGGAAAAGUUGAGACAAGACGUUAACCAGACCAACCUCGAAAAAGUUCGUCGCGUGAAGAAUAGAUUGGUUCGGAUCAAUGCGCGAGUCUCGAAAGUUCGAGAGGAAAUUCAGCGCUACUUGGAUGAUGAUUCCGAUAUGAGAGAUUUCGGACAGGUUCAAAUCAUCGGCCCAAACGGCGAGGUUUGGGACGAAGAUAAAGAUUUACAAGAAGUAGAGGAUUUGUUCGAAACGUAUUUCACUCAUAUCGAUUCGACGUUUAGAAAUUUAGAACAAUUGAACGAGUAUAUCGACGAUAUGGAAGAUUUGAUUGAGAUUGAACUGGAUAGUAAGCGGAACCAGCUUAUUAAGUUAGAGUUAUUGUUAACGACGGGAACGUUAUGCUUGUCCGGUUUCGGCGUCGUCGUGGGUGUGUUCGGGAUGAACAUUAGAAAUGGAUUGGAAGGUAGUCAGUCGUCGUUCGAGUUAGUCAUUGUCUUCUCCGUCAUCGGUAGCGUACUAACAUUCGCUGCUAUAGUCCAAGCGUGUCGGUACUUUAGAUUAUUUUAG
Messenger RNA from Bathycoccus prasinos, 1590 nucleotides. RefSeq names its product magnesium transporter. Gene Ontology annotation, molecular function: magnesium ion transmembrane transporter activity. The transcript is spliced from 3 exons. The record is from RefSeq and is a predicted model, not a curated record. Lineage: Eukaryota; Viridiplantae; Chlorophyta; Mamiellophyceae; Mamiellales; Bathycoccaceae. The coding region runs from base 1 to 1590 and encodes 529 amino acids. Gene Ontology annotation, biological process: magnesium ion transport.